Sordaria macrospora k-hell is the source of this 903-nucleotide messenger RNA. RefSeq lists its product as uncharacterized. The record is from RefSeq and is a predicted model, not a curated record. Lineage: Eukaryota; Fungi; Ascomycota; Sordariomycetes; Sordariales; Sordariaceae. Gene Ontology annotation, biological process: intracellular manganese ion homeostasis. Gene Ontology annotation, molecular function: manganese ion transmembrane transporter activity; iron ion transmembrane transporter activity. Gene Ontology annotation, cellular component: fungal-type vacuole membrane.
AUGGUCUCGUCACCAGAAACAUCGCCACUCCUCGGCGCAAGACCCACAACAACCGACCAGCUGCCUGCCUCAGAAUAUGAACCACACAGAUCCCGCCCCGGUUCAAUCCGCAGCAUGCGCUCCUGCCUGACCAGCUCCUCCGUCACCGCAGCCGGCCCUUGCCCGCGCCAACUUCCAUCCUCCGACAGUGCAUCCUCCUCCUCCAAAAAGUCCAACCCCCUCGAUGGUCUCUUCCGCGAUAUAAUCCUCGGCUUCUCCGAUGGCCUCACAGUCCCUUUCGCCCUAACAGCCGGUUUAUCCACUUUGGGGUCAACCAAACUCGUCAUCAUGGGCGGCCUAGCCGAGUUGUUUAGUGGUAUGAUCUCCAUGGGUCUGGGCGCUUACCUAGCAGGCGUAACGGAGCGUCAACACUGGGAGGCUGAGCACGCGCGUAAAGCGUGGGAAGUUUCCAACUUGCCGCAGCUGGAACAAUCGGAAAUUCUUUCUAUUCUAGAAGACGACUACGGCGUUUCUCGCCCUACUGCCGCUGCACUGGUGCAGGACUUAUCGCGAAAGGGGAACGAGACGAACUUGGUUCGGUUUUUGAUGGAUUUGCAGCUGCGGAUGAUGGAGCCUGAUCUCAACCGGGCGUGGGUCAGUGCGGGCGUCAUGGGCCUCAGUUAUUUUGUUGGAGGACUUAUUCCCAUGGUCCCGUACUUCUUUAUGGAGAAGACGGGAGAGGCGCUGUGGGUGUCGGUGGUUAUCACGGCGAUUAUUUUGCUGGUGUUUGGGUUUGUGAAGAAUUGGGUGACGAUACGGACGAAGGAGGCGGGCGUGUGGGGAGCGGUGCAGACGUUGGUUAUUGGAGCGCUGGCGGCGGGGACGAGUUAUGCCAUUGUUAGGUUGUUGGAUUCGGAACAUUAG